Molecule: messenger RNA, 27753 nt
Organism: Gallus gallus (chicken)
Lineage: Eukaryota; Metazoa; Chordata; Aves; Galliformes; Phasianidae
Gene: HMCN1
Product: hemicentin 1
Exons: 107
Coding region: 10064-26722 (5552 amino acids)
Biological process (GO): homophilic cell-cell adhesion; synapse organization
Cellular component (GO): neuronal cell body; axon; plasma membrane
Molecular function (GO): axon guidance receptor activity; calcium ion binding
Source: RefSeq, a predicted model, not a curated record
GACAGCAGUUGGUACUUCCAUACUAUGUCAUACACAGAAGCUAGAUUAAUCUUGUUGAUGCCAGCGAUUGUUGGGCAGCAGGCAACACUGUGGGUGUUGGUGGAAGCUGCACGGUAUGGAACUCAAACAGAAAUUUCUGAUAUGAACAGCUGCUGAAUUGGUUUAUAUGCUCGUAAAUCAAAUUUCUAAUAACUUUGAAGUAGAAGAGAUCUGAUGUAGAUCUUCCAUGCUUUUAAACAAUGAGUAAAGUUGUCUGUAUCGCUGCUCAAGCUGGAUAUAACCUGUCUUUCUCACCUGGAGACAACAGUUAUUUUCUGAGAAUGCACAGACAUUAAAUGAAUAAGGAGGCAUAAGCAUUAUAUACCCCUGUGUCACUGUGACUGAGGCCAUAAUGUUCAUUGUAAGGUGAAUUCUCAGUGAUAAGUGCAGAUGAACGGUGAUACAGGCCUGGGAAUCAUAGGUGAAUGCCUUCAUUGAAGACAGGGACUUGAGUUCUCAGAAGAGAAGGAACAAAAAAGUCACCUGAGAGGCUGUGAUCCCCAGUCCAACUCCUUGUGGUUCUCUAUUACCUGGCAGCAUGGGCUCUGUUUGAAGCAGGCAUAGUUCAUGUCUUCUGAACACCUUGUCUUGCAUGAUGAGGCAUGUGGCUGUGUGCUUGCUGCAGCAGGAGCAGUGCCAUCUGCAGUUGGAGGGACAAAGGCAGUGGGGCUGGAUCCAACUGGCUGCUGCAAGCGGUGCUGAGCUUCUCCCAGCUGCUAGCAGGGUGGGUUUGUACUGGACUGGCUUUGUUUUAUGCCUGUGACAUUCCUCAUCCUGCUGUACUUGCUGGUAGCAGCCUUGAAGCUGUUCUCACACUGCCAUGUAGUCCUUUUCUGACCUAUUCUUGGUGCUGUGUGUGUGUCAGAGCAGAUUCAGCUCAGUUCUUGAGGAUCUGGGUAAGCUGAAUUCACGAGUAUGGAAAAGGAACUUUCCAGAACUAAUUUCAUUUAGAUAAUGGGUUUUUAAUGCGGCCUGAAGAAUGCCAGGAGGAACCCUUGGAAUGACGAAACCUCUCAGAUACCAGUUAGUAUGUAUUUUCCAGUCAGUGAUUUAAUUCCUGGCAUAUGCUGCGAACAUUGGUUUUGAAGGAGACAUGCAUCAGAGAAAAUAUUGGGAACAUAUGUACUUCAGUUUGUGUAGAACAAAUGAAGGAAAUGACAGGGCCUUUAUUUGAGAAAUAGGCACAAUAGGAAAAUAUAUCAAAAACGAAUUAACUCACCCCUCCAGGUAACAGUUUGGAGAAAGGGAUGAGUUGAGGAAUGUGACCUUCCCCCGUUUGUACUGUCGCGCCGCCGGAGAGAAAAGCGGGGGCAAAGGGGGACCGGCGCAGACUCAGAUUGCACAGGAAGUAUUGCGGAGACAGAAGGGGUGGCUCCAGACCACCCCCCCACUCCAGGCACCCACACACAUAGCCCACCCACUGGUUCAGGCUGUGACCUUGGAAUUCCACUACACUUUGGAAAUGGCAAAACAGUAUCUCUGUUGAAAGAGACCAAUGAUGUGUUGCUUAGUUGUCUCACCAUGCCUUGACAGCCAACAGUUUUGUUAGAAUAAAUAGGAUGGAUUUGAUGACAUGUGCUUUGGGCUGAGUGCUACAUUUGUUUUUUUUACUACUGCCAGUGUGAAUAGCUUUUACCCCUUUAUUGCACUGUUGAAUAUAACUCAGUUUUUGUAACCUAGCCAGUGUUUAGAGUCUCUGCGUUGUGUGCUGCGUUUAAACCAAAUUUCUUAGAUUUUUCAGUUUUGCCUCUUGUAAGGCCAUGUUAUGCCAUUGUUAUUGGGCAGACUUGAGGCCCACACUUUGCAUUCUACACUUUUGUGUAGAAAUAAUUGCAAUGCUUUAUUUGGAGGUGGGAUCAGAGUGGUUUUGGUCAUGCAUAUUCCCUUGUGGCAGUUGUUGAACUUCUCUUGUUGCUUACAGAAGAACAUGUGCAAACUGUUCUUUGGUAACUGUAGGUCUGAGCUCUGCUUUCCAUGCUGUCCUUCCAGAGGAGAGGCACAGUGCCUCAGUGUUCCUCAUGCUCUGGAAGGGGACCAUGUUACGUCAAGAACUGUAGAGCCAUCCGCUGAGCAGGCAUCGUGUGCUCUCACUGACUGCAGAGGGAGCUGGUGAGUUCAACUGAAGCCCCCAGGUUCAAAAAGUAUCAUAGAGCCAUAGAAUUGUCUGGAUGGAAAUGGCCUUUAAAGGUCUGUACUCUGACUCUGCUGCAAUGAGCAGGAACAUCUGAUCUCCUUCUAUAACCAGGUGAUCUGCCUAGUGGAUGAGGGAAAGGCUGUUUAUAUAGUCUGCUGAGACUUUAGUGAAACCUUUGACACUGUCUCCCAUAGUGUUCUGCAGAAGCUGCAACCUGUGGCUUGGCCAGGUACACUCUUCACUGGGUGAAGAACAGGCUGGAGGGCUGGGCCCAGAGGGUGGUGGUGAAUGGAGUUAAAGCCAGCUGGCAGCCAGUCACAAGUGGUGGUCCCCAGGGGUUGGUACUGGGGCCUGUGAUGUUUAAUAUCUUUAUUGAUGAUCUGAACAAGGGUAUUGAGUGCGCUUUCAUUAAGACUGCAAAUGACACAAAGUUGAGGGGAAACAUUGAUCUGUCUGAGGGCAGGAAGGCCCUACAGGGGAAUCUGGACAGGCUGAGGCCAGUGGGAUGAGCUUCAACAAGACCAAGGGUCGAGUCCUACACUUUGGUCACAGCAACUACAUGCACUGCUACAGCCUUGGGGAAGAGUGGCUAGAAAGCUGUGUGGUGGAAAAGAUUAGAUGACAGCUGGCUGAACAAGAGCCAGCAGUGUGCCCUGGUGGACAAGAAGGCCAUUAUGAUCAUGGCUUUUAUCAGAAUUAGUGUAGUCUGCGGGACUAGGGAAGUGAUUGUCCCUCUGUACUCAGCUCUGGUAAGGCCAUGCCGUGAGUGCUGUGUUCAGUUUUGAGCCCAUCACUGUAAGAAAGACAUUGAGGCCCUGGAGUGUGUCCAGAGAAGGGCAACAAAGCUGCUGAGGAAUCUGGAGAACAAGCCUUACUGUGGAGUGGCUGCGGGAGCUGGGAUUGUUUAGUCUGGAGAAGAGGAGGCUUGGGAGCCCUCAUCACUCUCUUAAAACAACCUGAAGGGAGGUUGUGAUGAGGUAGGAGUCAGCACUCUUCUCAGGAGGAGUGGUGAGGUAUUGGAGUAGGCUGCCCAGGGAAGUGAUGGAGUCACUAUGCCUGGCAGUUUUCAAGAAGAGGGUGGAUGUGACACUGAGUGACAUGGUUUAGUGAGUGUGGUGGUGGUGGGUUGAAUUUUAGACUAGACUGUCUUAGUGUCCUUUUCCAAUCUUAAUGAUUCUAUGAUCUACAGCUAGAUUAGGUUUCUCAGAGCCUCGUCCAGGCUGACCUUGAAUAUCUUCAGGGAUGGGUCGUCUACCACCUUUCUGGGCAACCUGUUCCAAUGCUGCAGAAGCACUGACUGGAAUUAUGCAUUAGGAAUGAAUUCAAGUGGGGGGCUCUCUGCUUUCUGCCACAUUCCACGCAGAUGCUAUGUGCUGCGAUGAGCCCAGCCCAUGUAGGGAAUGGGUUGUGACCCACUCUGGUGUCCUUGCUGGUUCUGAUUUGGGCUACCCAUUGUGAUCCUUGGAGUGAAGAUGGCUGUGGGUGGGCACUAAAGUGUUGUCAUCAUUUCAGAGACCUUUUUUUUUUUUUUUUUAAUUACUUUUCUCCAUAUUUUUCUUUUCCACUUUCACUGUCCAGUGGGUAAGUUCCACUCUUACUAAAGCAGAAUCACCAUGCUUGCUGAGGAGCCUCGUGUGGUAAGGCGCUUUGAGCUAACACUGCGUGGUGAUGAGGCAGCUCCAGCAUGGACCCAGGGUCUUGGUGAGGUGGCUCUGCAGAGUGAUGCAAGUAUGGCUCAUACAGCACGGUUUGUUGGAGUGCCUUGCUCACCCUGCCCCAGGCUGUCAGCAGCUCCACACCUGGGUGCUGGCUCAGCAACAUUUUGUGCAAAUGGGAGUAGUGCUGGCAGUCUGGGACCAAUAGGAUCUGUGAGGAUGAGCCACAGAUGGGGGUUGCAAUGUGUAUUGUGUAUGACAAAUGUAAACAGGCAGUGUGCAUUCAUGAGGAGCUACUAACUAGCUUUAUGUUUAUCCCAUGUCCUCUUCCUUGGAUUUCCUCUGGCAGGGACACUGUGCACUAUUUUCCAGCUUGGCUCAAGUUGUAGCCCUUUUCCUAAAAUGUACUUAACCACAGAUUUCAGUCUGCAAAGCAUUACUUGUAAAAUAUGUGUAUUUGAAAGUGACAUGUUCCCAAACACCAAGCCAACAAGCUGCAUACAUCACAUACAGUGAAAGUUAAUUGAAAGUGUUGAAUUUAUUUUCACUAACAUAUUCCUAUUUAAGCUCUUGUAGAAGCCUCAUCUGCUCACUUUAGAACAGUGGCAAUGUGCUCUCAGUAAUGCACAAGUUGGUGUGAUAUUACGUGUGAGGAAGCAGGCACAUGUGUUCAGAGCAGGUGUAUAAUGUAAUGGGUCUCCCAAAGUAAGCUUGGAGGUGUGAGCAUUGUGCAAGGAGGCUUUUACGCUGCUCCUUGGAGGUAUCUGCGUGAGCUGACUGUUGGGGCAGACAGCUGGCCCCUUGUGAUGCAUGCUGUAGAGCUGAAAUUCAGAGGGAGCAAGCUUCAUCUUGGUAUUUCUGUGCUCCUCAUCGUGCUUCCUUGCUCUGCUGUUUUUUCCAGCCACUGGAGUACAAGAUACAAAGACAGCUUUAAAAGAAUUUCUUGCAGCUUGGCAUAAAGUAGAGCCAAAUUCUUAAUAUGAGCUUUAUAGCUCAGGAAGGAAUUGCAGUCAGCAGUGCUCUUCAGACACCACACUGGCACACAGCUGGAUGUAACUGAAGGCCGAGUGGGACCCCAGGUUUUUAGACUGUAAAAUCCCCACUGAAGUGCAGUGAGUGGGGUGGGUUUGUGUAAUUAAAUGGAAAUGAAAGAAUGCCUAGUGUGGCUGCAGCCCUGGCUAAACGUCUGCUCUGUGCCCAUAGGUUACUGCUGGAUCUCUGCCAUCUUGUUUAAAUUACAUUCAUAGCCUGAGGGGGAAGCAGGAAGCCAUUGUAAUUUUCAUGCUGUGGACACUGGUGUAUUUUCAUGAGCCAAGCUUAAGUGUCUCUGGGGAUGCUGAAUAUCACUGAACCAUUUCCUGAGUUCUCUUAAGCUGCACAAUGGUAUGUCCAAGUCUAUUUUCCAAAGGAUCGAGCUUUUUGUUUAGUUAGCAAUGUCUUGGUGUAGUUCACUGAACUAGUAUGCUGUUGCACUUGGAAUUUGUUGAGGAGCAGAAGAGGAGGAGAGUUGUGAAGGAAAAAAUGAAGUGCCUUAGAACAGCUAGGAAGACUGAUUUCUUUUAUGUCCCUGUACUUAGACUUUAAGCAAACCUUGGAGAUCAUGACUUUGCAAAUCUUUACAAAAAGCCAGAGCUGGCUUUUUGGGCUGUAUGAAAUGGCUAGGCAUAGGCAUGCGCGUGGACUCAGGUAAAUAUGCAGUGGCUGGAGUAGCCAGGCAGGGACUGAACUCUGCCAGCCAUUAGACAAAUCUGUCUGCAUUUUGUUUCACUGUUUGUGUUACUCAGCCCCUACCUACCACCACUGCAGUGGCAGAGAUCUCGUGCCGGAGCGUUCCAGCUGGCUGCUGCCUCUUGCUGGAGCGGUAAGAGCGCUGCUCGUCCUGCUGGGGCCGGGGUGAGCUGUGGCCAUUCUGCAGGAGACUGCUUGGGGCUGCAUCCUGCUUGUGCUCCCAUGGUGAGCAUGGGAUGUAAGCAAGGAUGCUUACAAUUUAACAAUGUGCUGCUUAAAAAACCUAAAUCUUGGUGUCCUGAGGCAUUUGAGAUGAGAGAUUUUUUUUUAAUUUUCUUUUUUUUUUUUUGUCAUCUUCCCCUUCUCAGUUUUACAUAAGCUGAAUUGAAGCACAAGAAUGAAUUCAUGCACCUUACUUCUGAGUCACAGUCCGUUGCACUAAGCACAAGUGCACACAUCUCUGUUGCUGACAUGGUCACUCUCUCCUACUUGCUCAGCCUGCUGCAUCUUUUAAUCUCCUACACUCUGCCUCCAGACUAUCCCCUUCUCAAGAACUUCCUCUGAUUUUUCUCUCUGGGAGCCUUAGACCCUUCUCAGCACUCACUCCUUUAUCUCAAGGCUGCCUGCCAGCCUGGCAGAUCCCUUGCAUCUGUGGCUGGAUCCUGGCAGUGAAAUGCUCAACAGCUAAAGGUGACAAGCUUGUGCUCCACAAGAAGUCCUGCAGAAACCAUGGCUUGGGUUUUUCAGGAGGUGAUGGAGAAGCCUUUCCCUCACUUCCAGCAUGUCUGGUACAUGGUGCUCCCUUUGGACUGAACAUAGAAGGGUGCAGUGUUAUUCUCAUGUUAGCUGUACAAGUGGAAAUGCUUCUAGACUUUGUUCUGGGUUGGACUCUGACUCUGCUAGUUUGUUCUGAGACUUUAGCUGACUGUGGCUGGGAGUCUUCAUCCAGCUACAUGGCUGUGCUGGAUGAAGAAAUUGCUGCUGCUGUAUUCUGCUACAAUACCGUCUUCUUUGAGCUUCUGGCCCUUUCUGAGCAUCAGUGUGAGUGCUACUCAGUAAUUCCAGGUUCAUCCCAGUAUGGUCCAGGUUAGCAGGGACUGCCUAGAGUGUCCAGCUUAGUUAGAAAGAGUGUACAUGAACUGCCUAGCUGCAGAGUGGAGGAAGUGGUGACUUGUGCUGGAAGGACAAGUGUUGGACCCCUCACUACAAGAAAGACUUCGAGGCCCUGUAGGAUGUCCAGAGAAGGACAAUGAAGCUGCUGGGGGGUCUGGACCAUAAGUCUUAUGAAGAGUGGCUGAGGGAAUAGGAGUUGUUUAGUCUGGAGAAGAGGCUCAGGAGGAGACCUUAUUGCUCUGUACUACUCCCUGAAAUGUGAUUGUGGUGAGGUGGGUGUUGGUCUCUUCUUCCCCAUAACUAGCAAUAGGACUAGAAUAAUGGCCUCAAGUUGUGCCAGGAGAGUUUCAGAUUGGAUAAUUAGGAAGGAUUUAUUCUCUGAAAGAGUGGCCAGGCACUUGAAUGGCCUGCCCAGAGAGGUGGUGGAGUCAAAGUCCCUGGAGGUGCUCAAGAAAUGUUUAGAUAGCACAUGCUGACUCUAUUGUGUUUUAAAGAAUUAGGCAAUCUUAUUGUGAAAGGAGGAAUUCCCUGGGAAAUGUGUGGUAGCUGCAUCAAGCCUUGACAUGGAAUAAUCCAAGUACAGAAGGCUGCACCUCUCAGGUGAGGGGCUGGGGGGUAGAACUCAGAUUCCACUUCCAUCUCUGCCUUUGAGCCACCAUGGGUUCAUAAGCAAAUCUUUUGAGCUCAUUUCAAACUCCAGAAAUUUUAUGCUCAAGCCCAUCUCACCUUUAGUAUUGUAGCUGCAUAGCUUUAAAGCAGAUUCUUAGUUAUGGGCAAGGAAAUGUCCCAUUGCAUAGACAUCAAAGUGUAAAAAGUGGCUUUUAUACUCUGCUUAAUUGAACAGGAUUUUAUCUCAGUUAAGGUAGACUAAAUCCAGAGUAAUUCCAUUACAGUAAAUGCUAUUAGUUUGGAUUAACACCGAGAUAACUAAGAUCAGAGUCUGGCUUUGGUUGUCUUGGUAAAUACUGCACAUUUCUCAAAUUGCUUUUCUAAUCUCUUCUCAGUCCUUGCUGGCUCCUCUUUCUCCCAAAUUCCAAGUGUAACAAUAUAGGUGAAAUUUACUUGAUGAAAGAAUGUUUAAGCAGGGUCUGGUUUUUAUUAGCUCAGCUGGUUUUUGUUUAUUUGUUUAGCGCUGUUUGAAGUUUCAUUGUACUUGGGAUAGUAUCGGAAUUCAUCCUGCUUCUCCUACUUGAUUCAAUUUCUUCAAUUAGAAGUGUGGUGCCUUAAAUUACAGGCUGCUCUUCAGUGCUGUCAUUGAGUAAAAAUUGUAUGCCUUGGUGACAUUUCAAAGGAAUUCUUAACUCUGAAGUUCAGAAAAAGGUUGUGCCUUGAGGACAUGUUUGUUAAUCAGCAACAUAAUGGCUUUGGAAGAAACUUAGGAAAGAACUUAGAAAAUGCUAGAUGUGACUUCGGAGAGCAAGCUGGAUUAAUUUUUUCCUGGUCUUGAUUAUAUUUCUUGAAAUUACCUUUGCUUCGUAGCCGUGUACUCUGAACUUUAUGACAGCAUUUUAACUGUGAGAGACAUCUGGAGUUUCAUAGAAGUUAUUCUGUUAGUUCAAUUGGAUUUAUGGUUAAGGUGAGGCAUUUGGGUGGUUUUAUCAGUGCUUAGGUAGUUUUUCUGGUCUCCUGGGGCCUUGGGUCAUAUAAUCAUACCCAAAAUGAAUACACAACACCUUAUUCAUCUCUUUACAGUUGGAUUUCUACUGUUCUGAUGUAUUUAUUUUCAUCUGAUGACAAACAGUCCCAUCCAAAAUAUCGUGCUCUUACUGUAGUGGUGAGGGAAGGGUGGGUCAGAGAGACACUGCCUCUUGACCAGUGUGGAGGCCAUAGGCAUGAAUGAGCAAGGCCUGUGAUUAAACCAAACAUGUAAAAAUGUUUUUGUAUAUAUUCUGUUGAUUUUUAUACAGUUUUCACAUAUAGUUAAGUGCUUUUCUGAACAGAUCCCUAAGGAUUUGCCUCAGGCUGCAAAGGGAAAUUUUGGCAGCACUAGUGAUCAAACCUGAAAGAUACAAUCUUAAUUGUUUGAGUGAUAUUUCAUACUGCAGAGACCUGAAUGAGAGCUUUCUAGAAAGACAUGUAUGUUGAUUCUGUCUGGACGUCUCUCCUAAACACCAUGUAGCCACAGCCUUCACUGUGAGCAUGCUGGCAGGUGGCUGGUGGAAGCAGCUGGCUUUUUGGUCUUGCAGGCAGGCCAUGAUGUGGGGUUAGCCCUUGCAGCUUUCUUCCUUCAUGGCAGCGCUCAGGAGGGUUAGCCUGGUAGUAUGUAUAGGGAUUCCAUGCUGGGUUGUGAGUGCCACACAGAGUUUUAUUUUCUGUUGUGGUGCUGAACAUUUUGGAUGCAAGAACUGAGGUACGCUGAGAAGCUCGAGGCGGCACAGUUCAUCAGAAACCUGUGCUUUCUGCUUAGCACUGAUGGACUUGACAUUGGUCAAGCCCUGGCUUCUUGGGCUAUCUGGUGGAAGCCUUGUGCCUGGAAUGAGAAAUGGAGAGUGUGUUCAAUUGCAGAAGGGCAUUCAGAAGUGUGCUUUUUUCCAGCCCUGGUCUGUUUACGCGGUGUAAAAGUUUCUGUAGUUGAGAUUCCUUUCCUAGAACUGUGCUUCCUUGCUUUCUGGCUAGGUUGUGCCGGCACAGUGUAACCAGAUGAGCAAAGCUCUGGGGGAGAGUGUUGGAAAGGUGUGUGUGGGGAAGUGUAUGAGCAGGGGUAGUGGGCAGGUGGAGGCUUCGCACUGAGGCACUGGGUGACUGAAUUCCUCAGCCUUACAGCAUCUAAAGGACAUCAGGCAUGGGGCUGGUGCUCAAGAGUAUGCCAGGGACCCUGUGGCAGGGCACCAAGCAGCCACCUCCAGGGCAGAGCCAGGAGCCGGCCCUUGGGAGCAAGUACUGUCAAGGGUAGCUUCAACAAGAACAUGGUCUGUCUUAGAGAUUCCCAAUGAAUGCUUUUGUUCUUGAAAGCGGUGACAUGCAAGGUGUGACAACUUUGGCCACUGAUUCAUAGAGUCUGAAAAUUAUUUUCUCCUUUUCACUUUUAAUGAUGUAGAGCUUUGGGAUGAGUUUUAUUUUCUAGUACUACUGCAAUCUUGCCAAGCUCUCAUGAUUUAAAAAAAUUGUUCCAUGUGCUUUGCAAAACUGCUUUGCUUUGCCCUGAAGCGGCUGAGGAGGACACAGCUGUCAGCUCUGAUAUAACACUGUGGUGACCUGCUCAGGGCUGGAUGUGGGCAUGGUGUCAUCUCUAACAGCCACUGCGCUUUAAUAAACAACACAUCUAGAUGCAAGAUGUUUCAGUUUGGGAAAAGAAUCUGAUAGAUGAGAAGCCUGUGGAAAUAGUAAAAAUAAAUACUGAAACCAUGUCCCUAGCUGAGUGGCUUGAUGUCCAGAGGGAGACUAGUGAUAAUGAAUGGUGUUCCUCAGGUGCCUGUAUGGGGACCAGCACUAUUCAACAUGUCUGUCAGUGACAUGGGCAGUGGGAUCAAGUGUACUCUCAGCAAGUUGGUGGGUGACACAAAGCUGUGUGGAUUGGCUGACAUGCUGGAGAGAAGGAAUUGGUCCGGUGACGAUAACCACAGAUCCCAAGAAAUUUCAGUUUGAACUCAGGGAGCUUUAUGUUCAGGGUGGUGGAGACUGUCCAGAGAUGAGCAUUGGAGCAAUUAAAAUUGCUCUAGAAAUCUCUCUUCCUGGUUCUUUCAUCUAUGUAUUUACUGAUGCACGAUCCAAAGACUAUAGACUCACCCAUGAAGUACUUCAGCUCAUUCAACAGAAGCAGUCACAGGUAGUAUUUGUGCUAACUGGAGACUGUGAUGACAGAGAUCAUAUUGGUUACAAAGUCUAUGAAGAAAUUGCCUCAACAAGCUCUGGUCAAGUUUUUCACUUAGACAAAAAGCAAGUUAAUGAGGUGUUGAAAUGGGUUGAAGAAGCAGUUCAAGCCUCCAAAGUACAUCUCUUGUCUACAGACCAUUUGACCAUGGCUGUAAAUACUUGGAAGAUCCCCUUUGAUCCAAGUCUGAAAGAGGUUACAGUGUCCUUGAGUGGUCCUUCACCAGCAAUUGAAAUUCAUGAUCCAUUAGGUAAACAGAUUAGCAAAGGAUUGGGACUGAACGAAUUGCUGAAUAUCCACAACUCCGCAAAAGUAGUAAAUGUCAAAGAUCCAGACCCUGGAACAUGGACAAUAAAGACAUCGAGCAGCGGAAGGCACUCUGUUCGGAUCACGGGUCUCAGCACUAUUGAAUUUCGAGCUGGGUUUUCCAAGAAGUCAACGUUAGACUUCAAGAAAACAUCCAGCAGACCAGUGCAAGGCAUUCCUACCUUUGUGCUGCUAAAUACCACAGGGAUCCUUCUUCCAGCCAGAGUAGACCAUCUUGAGCUCCUGAGUAUUUCAGGGGAACCUCUUAAGACCUUGCCUGUGAAAUACUAUCCUGACAGAAAGCCAUAUGGACUAUGGAACAUUUCUGACUUCAUUCCACCAGAUGAAGCUUUUUUUCUUAAAAUAAUGGGCUACGACAAGGAUGGUUAUAUUUUCCAGAGAGUGUCAAGUGUUUCAUUUUCUAGUAUUACUCCUGAUGCUCCAAAAGUUACAAUGCCCAACAAGACUCCAGGAUAUUACUCACAGCCAGGGUCUGUUCCUUGCCAUGUAGAAAGUCUUAUACCUUUUACUCAACAUUUUACUAAAAAUGGAGUAAAACUAGGAGUGGAUCAGUUAUUCAAAGAAUCAUCAAGUAUGAGCUGGGAUAUCAACCGAGUCUCCUUGUCUGAUGAAGGUUUCUAUGAAUGUAUUGCAAACAGCACUGCAGGAACCGGACAUGCACAGACUUUUCUGGAUGUAUCAGAGCCUCCACCCGUGAUUCAGGUUCCUAACAAUGUCACAGCUGUCCUUAGGGAAGGAGCCAUCCUGACCUGCCUGGUUGUAAGCACCAUGCGCUACAAUCUUACCUGGCAGAGAAAUGGCAGGGAUGUGAGGCUCCAGGAGCCCCUACGGAUGAGAGUGAUGAGCAACCUGUCUUUAGAGGUGAAAGCAGUACAGUUCACAGAUGCUGGCAAGUACAACUGCGUAGCUUCUAACAAGGAUGGCUCUACCACAGCGUCUGUCUUCCUUACAGUACAAGAACCACCUAGGAUUGUCAUUUCACCUAAGGAUCAGACUUUUGUAGAAGGCUCUGAAGUGUCAAUCAGAUGUUCUGCAACAGGUUAUCCAAAGCCAACAGUAGUUUGGACACACAAUGAAAUGUUUAUUAUUGGUUCAAACAGGUAUAGAUUGACCCCAGAAGGCACCUUGAUCAUAAGACAGGCAAUUCCAAAAGAUGCAGGAGUUUAUGGGUGCUUGGCAAGUAACUCAGCUGGGACGGAGAAACAGACGUCCAUUCUUACAUACAUAGAGGGCCCAACAGUGACUAUAUUUCAAAGUGAAAUUCUGGUUGCUCUUGGAGACACCACUGUUAUGGAGUGUAAAACAACUGGAAUCCCACAUCCUCAAGUUAAAUGGUUUAAAGGUGACUUAGAGUUGAGGGCAUCAGCAUUUCUCAUCAUUGAUACUCAUCGGGGUCUUUUGAAGAUCCAGGAAACACAGGAGCUGGAUGCUGGUGAUUAUACCUGUGUGGCUACCAAUGAUGCAGGGAGAGCUUCUGGAAAGAUAACCCUAGAUGUUGGCUCUCCCCCAGUUUUCAUUCAAGAACCCAGCGAUGAAUCUGUGGAUAUUGGCUCAAAUAUCACACUGCCAUGUUAUGUUCAGGGUUACCCAGAACCAAAGGUUAAAUGGAGACGUCUGAAUGGUGCUUCCCUUUUCUCAAGACCACUUGCUGUUAGUUUCAUCAGUCAGCUCAGAACAGGAGCUCUGUCAAUUAAUAAUCUGUGGGUUAAUGAUGAAGGAAGUUAUGUCUGUGAAGCUGAAAACCAGUUUGGAAGGAUUCAGUCACAGCCAGCCACAAUCACAGUAACUGGACUGGUUGCACCUCUGAUUGGAAUAAGCCCAGCCACAGCCAAUGUAAUCGAGGGGCAGCAGCUCACUUUGCCAUGUGUUCUACUUGCUGGAAACCCCAUUCCAGACCGGAAGUGGAUUAAGAACAGUAUGGUGCUGGUUUCCAAUCCCUACAUUAAUGUUCGAAGUGAUGGGAGCCUGCAUCUUGAAAGAGUUCGGCUGCAGGAUGGGGGUGAUUAUACCUGCAUGGCCAGUAAUGUUGCUGGGACAAACAACAAAACCACUACUGUUAAUGUGUAUGUCCUUCCCAUUGUUCAGCAUGGACAGCAGAUAUUCAGCACCAUUGAAGGAAUCCCAGUAACAUUGCCAUGUAAAGCAAGUGGAGUUCCUAAGCCAUCUAUUACUUGGUCUAAGAAAGGAGAAGUAAUUUUUCCCAGCAAUGAGAAAUUUUCUGCAGGUUCUGAUGGAAGUCUCUAUGUAGUUUCGCCAGAGGGUGAAGAGACUGGGGAAUAUGUGUGUACUGCAACAAAUGCUGCUGGCUACGCUACACGGAAAGUCCAGCUGACUGUAUAUGUGAAACCUAGAGUAUCCAGGCCUGGAGACCAGCAAGGGCAUGGACCUGUAGAGAUCUCAGUAAUUACAGGGGAUGAUGUCACACUUCCAUGUGAAGUAAAGAGCUUGCCACCUCCAAUAAUUACCUGGGCUAAAGAGACACAGCUCAUAUCUCCAUUCUCUCUAAGACACACUUUCCUACUCUCAGGGUCAAUGAAGAUCAGUGAGACACAAGUUUCAGACAGUGGAAUGUAUUUCUGUGUAGCCACCAAUAUUGCUGGGAAUGUGACUCAGUCAGUGAAACUAAGUGUACAUGUUCCUCCUAAGAUACAGCGUGGUCCUCAAAUUAUGAAAGUCCAGGCUGGCCACAGAGUUGACAUACCUUGCAGUGCCCAAGGGAACCCUCCGCCAGCAAUCACCUGGUUCAGGGGCAGCAGUGCUGUGCCAAUAGGCAGCGGGCAGCCCACUCACAGCCUGGGUGGGGCUCUGAGCAUCAGCAACGUCCAGCUUUCCAAUGCUGGGAUCUACAGGUGCAUCGCCAGUAAUGCAGCAGGCAGUGACACCUCCGAGAUAACAAUUCAAGUUCAAGAACCUCCUACUAUGGAUGAUCUUGAUCCUCAGUACAAUAAUCCCUUUCAAGAAAGAGUGGUAAAUCAACGCAUUGCAUUCCCAUGUCCAGUAAAAGGUACUCCAAAGCCUGUUAUCAAAUGGCUGCAUAAUGGAAGAGAACUGACAGGCAGAGAACCAGGAAUUUCAAUUCUGGAGAAUGACAUGCUGCUGAUUAUAGCUUCUAUUACACCUUCUGAUAAUGGAGAAUAUAUCUGUGUGGCAACCAAUGAAGCCGGAAGGACAGAAAGAAAGUAUAACCUGGAAGUUCAUGUUCCUCCUGAAAUUAGAGAUCAAGAAAGGGUGACAAAUACAUCUGUAGUUGUUAAUCAUCCUAUAAGUCUCUUCUGUGAAGUAUUUGGAAAUCCAUUCCCAGUCAUCUCCUGGUAUAAAGAAGAUAUCCAGGUUGUGGAAAGCAAUACUCUCCACCAGAUUUUGCACAAUGGAAAGAUACUGAAGCUCCUUAAAGCUACUGUUGAUGAUGCUGGGCAAUACUCAUGCAAAGCCAUAAAUGUAGCAGGAAGCUCUGAGAAGCUCUUUAACCUGUAUAUACUAGUUCCUCCCAGUAUAAUAGGUGCUGAUACCCCCAGUGAAAUUGCAGUCAUCCUCAACCAGGAAACGAGUCUGGAAUGCAGAGCCAAAGGCUUUCCUUUUCCUGGCAUUCACUGGUUCAAAGACAGCAUGCCUCUGUUCUUGGGUGAUCCCAAUGUUGAGCUUCUGGAGAAAGGUCAAGUUCUGCAUAUAAAGUCUGCUCGAAUGGUUGACAAAGGUCAUUACCAGUGCAGUGCCACUAAUGCUGCUGGCAAACAAAUUAAGGAGGUCAAGCUGAUCAUCCAUGUUCCUCCUAGUAUUAAAGGAGGCAAUAUUACUACAGAGGUAUCAGCACUUCUUAACAAUCUUAUAAAUCUGGAUUGUGAAACCAAGGGAAUCCCUGUUCCUACCAUUACCUGGUACAAAGAAGGACGCCGGAUUAUUUCCAGCCCCCAAGCUUUAUAUGUGGACAGAGGGCAGUUCCUGCAAAUACCUCAUGCCCAAGUGUCAGAUUCUGCAAAGUACACCUGCCAUGUGACCAAUGCUGCUGGAGCUGCUGAGAAAACAUAUGAGGUGGAUGUCUAUGUUCCUCCAGUAAUAGAGGGCGAUGCUGAAACAGCUCAGAGCAGACAGGUGGUUGCUGGCAAUUCACUAACUUUAGAAUGUAAAGCUGCUGGCAACCCUUCUCCUCUCCUUACCUGGCUAAAGGAUGGUGUGCCUGUGAAAGCAAGUGACAACCUCCGUGUUGUGUCUGGUGGGAAGAAGCUGGAGAUCCUCAAUGCUGUUGAAGCUGACCGAGGCCAGUAUUUGUGUGUUGCCACAAGCAUAGCUGGAGAACAAGAAAUCAAGUAUGGAGUUGAAAUCCUAGUCCCACCGUUUGUGGAAGGUGGGGAUGAAUUCUUGGACUACAUUGUGGUUCUCCAUAGCCCUUUGGAGUUGGAUUGUUCAGCAACAGGGACACCUUUACCAACAAUCACGUGGUUAAAAGGCGGACAGCCAAUUGAAGAGGGAACUGGACAUAAAAUCUUGUUAAGUGGACAAAAAUUUCUCAUCUCUCGAGCUCAAGUAUCAGACACUGGCCAUUAUAAAUGCGUGGCUGUGAAUGUGGCAGGAGAACAUGAAAGGGAAUUUGUUGUUACUGUGCAUGUUCCUCCAACUAUUAAAUCAGCUGGCACUUCUGAAAGAGCUGUUGUGGUACACAAAGCUGUGACACUGCAGUGCAUAGCCAAUGGCAUUCCUAGCCCUUCCAUAACUUGGCUGAAAGAUGGUCAACCAGUAAACACAGCCAGGGGAAAUACUAGACUGGAGUCUUCAGGCCGUGUUCUGCAAGUUGCUGAAGCCCUGCUCGAAGAUGCUGGCAGAUACACUUGUGUGGCAAUAAAUGCUGCAGGAGAAGCCCAACAGCAUAUUCGGCUUCGUGUGCAUGAACCACCCAGCCUGGAGGAUGCAGGGAAAAUGUUAAAUGAAACAGUGGUUGUGAAUAAUCCAAUCCAUCUUGAAUGCAGAGCAUUGGGGAACCCUCUACCAGCUAUCACGUGGUACAAAGACAGUCAUUCACUCACCAGUGCUGCAAGUGUCACUUUUCUGAACAAGGGUCAGGUUCUGGAGAUUGAGGGUGCUCAGAUUUCUGACACUGGCAUUUAUAAGUGUGUGGCUGUCAACAUUGCAGGCACAGCUGAGUUGUCCUACAGUCUUCAGGUUCAUGUCCCACCAUCAAUCUCUGACAGCAGUGACACGGUGACAGCGGUGGUCAAUAACCUUGUGCGAAUGGAGUGCGAAGCAAGAGGCAUCCCUGCACCCAUCCUGACAUGGCUAAAAGACGGCAGUCCUGUUUCCAGCUUCAGUGAUGGACUUCAGAUUCUGUCUGGGGGCCGAGUCCUGGUGUUGACAAGUGCUCAGAUAAGUGACACAGGAAAAUAUACCUGUGUUGCAGUGAAUGCUGCAGGAGAGAGCCAAAGAGAUAUAGAUCUCAGAGUUUAUGUUCCACCAAACAUCAUGGGAGAGGAACAAAAUGUCUCUGUGCUCAUCAGCCAGGCAGCGGAGCUGCUCUGCCAGAGCAACGCUGUUCCCCUGCCCAUGCUGAUGUGGCUCAAAGAUGGGCGACCCUUGCUGAAUAAACCAGGUCUUAGCAUCUCUGAAGAUGGAAGUGUGCUGAAGAUUGAAGGAGCUCAAGUACAGGACACUGGCCGUUACACUUGCGAAGCGACAAAUGUUGCUGGGAAAACUAAAAAGAACUAUAAUGUCAAUAUCUGGGUUCCACCAAGUAUUUAUGGUUCAGAUGACACCUCUCAGCUGACAGUAAUUGAAGGGAGCCUGAUAAGCUUGAUAUGUGAGUCUACUGGCAUCCCACCACCUAGUCUUACCUGGAAAAAGAGUGGCUCACCACUUGUGGCCGACCAGUCAGGAAGGGUACGGAUAUUAUCUGGAGGCAGGCAGCUGCAGAUUUCAGUUGCCGAAAUGUCUGAUGCUGCAUCUUAUAUUUGUAUUGCUUCAAAUGUAGCUGGAAGCGCAAAGAAAGAAUACAGCUUGCAAGUGUACACUCGCCCAGUGAUACUGGACAGUGGUAGCUACCCAUCAGAAGUAGUUGCCGCCCAGGGAAGUGAAAUUUCCCUAGAAUGCAAAGCUCAGGGUAUUCCAGAGCCAGCAGUAACAUGGAUGAAGGAUGGCCGUCCACUGGUCAGUGGAAGGGACGUAGCAGUACUUCAUGAUGGGCACUUUCUUCUACUGAGAAAUAUCCAGGUGUCAGACACGGGUCACUAUGUCUGUGUUGCUGCCAAUGUGGCAGGGCUGUAUGACAGAAAAUAUGAUUUAAAUGUUCAUGUUCCCCCAGAUAUUGCUGGUGACCUUCAGUUGCCUGAGAACAUCAGCACUGUGGAGAAGAAUCCCAUCUCUCUGGUUUGUGAGGCUUCAGGAAUCCCCUUGCCAUCAGUAAUGUGGCUCAAGAAUGGAUGGCCUGUCACUUCCAACACCUCAGUGCAAAUCCUCUCAGGGGGUAGAACGCUUCGUUUGACACAUACGACUGUAUCAGAUGAAGGGCACUAUACAUGUGUGGUGACCAACGCUGCAGGAGAAGCGAGGAAGGAUUUUUAUCUUUCUGUUCUAGUGCCUCCAGGGAUUGUGGAUGAAAAUAAGCAGGAAGAUAUGAAAGUGAAAGAGAAGAAUAGUGUUACCUUAACAUGUGAAGUAAUAGGGAAUCCUGUACCACAGAUCACCUGGAUAAAGGAUGGGCAGCCUCUAAUGGAGGACAAAGAUCACAGGUUUCUGUCUAGUGGACGUUUCCUGCAAAUCACCAAUGCUCAAGUGUCAGACACGGGGAGAUACACAUGUGUUGCAUCCAAUACAGCUGGAGAUAAAAGCAAAAGUUACUUUCUUAAUGUACUUGUGUCUCCAACCAUUGUGGGUGCAGAUAGCCAUGGAAGUGCAGAAGAGGUCACUGUUAUCCUCAACAGCCCAACAUCUCUUGUUUGUGAGGCUUAUUCGUAUCCUCCAGCUACAAUAACCUGGCUGAAAGAUGGUAGUCUUUUAGAAUCAAACAGAAAUAUCCACAUUUUACCAGGUGGUCGAAUCCUGCAGAUUCUAAGUGCUCAGAAGCACAGCGCUGCGAGAUAUACCUGCAUAGCCACAAAUGAGGCUGGAGAAACUAUGAAACACUAUGAAGUGCAAGUCUACAUUCCACCCACUAUUAACAGAGGGGAUGUCCCAGGGAUGGAUCUCUCCCCUAAGGAGAUGAAGAUCAAAAUCAACCACAGCCUUACGCUGGAGUGUGAAGCACAUGCCGUUCCUGCUGCUGCCAUCAGCUGGUACAAGGAUGGACAGCCUCUUAAACCAGAUGAUCGUGUCAUUAUCCAAGCCAGUGGCCAUACUCUGCAGAUUACAGAGGCUCAAGUUUCAGAUACCGGACGUUACACUUGCCUGGCAUCCAAUAUUGCUGGAGAGGAUGAAGUGGAAUUUGAUAUAAAUAUACAAGUUCCUCCUAGUUUCCAAAAGCCUUAUAGAGGAUGGGAAUCUGGUAACAUGGUAGAUACAGGAAGAGGUGGAGAAAAUAAAGAUGUGAUUAUAAACAAUCCCCUUUCACUGUACUGUGAGACCGAUGCUGUUCCUCCUCCAGUUCUUACAUGGUAUAAGGAUGGCUAUCCUCUGAACUCUAGCGAUAAAGUACUGAUAUUACCAGGAGGCCGCGUGUUCCAGAUUCCACGGGCGCGGGCUGAAGAUGCUGGGAGAUACAUGUGUGCGGCAGUAAAUGAAGCUGGAGAGGAUUCCAUUCAUUACAAUGUCCACGUGCUCUUACCACCAUCGAUCAGGGGAGCAGAUGGUGAUCUGCCUGAAGAAGUGAAUGUACUUGGGAACAAGGUCGCAGUGAUGGACUGUGUCACAAGCGGCAGUCCUUCUCCAAGCAUCACCUGGGAGAAGGAUGGCCAUCUCCUAGCAGAAGACAACAAACAUAGCUUUUUGUCCAAUGGAAGAAGAUUGCAGAUUUUGAAUUCCCAAGUAACAGAUACUGGCAGGUAUGUCUGUGUUGUGGAAAACAUAGCUGGAAGGGCCAAGAAGUAUUUUAACUUGAAUGUUCAUGUUCCUCCAAGUGUUGUUGGUGCUAAUCCUGAGAAUUUGACUGUCGUGGUGAAUAAUUUAAUCUCUCUGACUUGUGAGGUCACUGGCUUUCCACCUCCUGAUCUCAGCUGGCUCAAGAAUGGAAAACCUGUCAGCUUGAAUACUAACACUUUUAUUGUGCCUGGUGCUCGGACUCUGCAGAUUCCCCAAGCCAAACUGUCAGAUGAUGGUGAAUAUACUUGUAUUGCAAGAAAUCAUGCUGGGGAAAGUCAGAAGAAGAGCUUCCUAACUGUCCUUGUCCCCCCAGGCAUCAAAGACCAUAGUGGAACCUCAGUGACAGUGUUCAACGUGAGAGUUGGCACCCCAGUGAUGUUAGAGUGUAAAGCCAGUGCUAUCCCACCACCGGUCAUCACCUGGUACAAGAACAGGCGUAUGAUUUCAGAGUCUGCAAAUGUGGAGAUCUUAGCAGAUGGGCAAACAUUACAAAUCAAGGGUGCUGAGGUUUCUGACACUGGCCAGUAUGUUUGCAAAGCCAUAAAUAUUGCAGGGCGAGAUGAUAAAAAUUUCCAUCUUAACGUUUAUGUGCCACCAAAUAUAGAAGGCCCUGAAGAAGAGUUGGUCAUAGAAACAAUCAGUAAUCCUGUUGCCUUCAUUUGUGAUGCUACUGGAAUUCCUCCACCAACACUGGUCUGGCUAAAGAAUGGAAAACCACUAGAGAACUCCAAUUCUCUAGACGUUCAUAUUUUUUCUGGUGGAAGCAGGCUUCAGAUUGCUCACUCUCAGCUUCUAGACAGUGGGACCUACACAUGUAUUGCCUCAAAUGUAGAGGGAAAAGCUCAGAAAAGAUUUGUGCUUUCCGUUCAAGUUCCUCCUAGUAUUGUUGGCUCUGAAAUGCCUAGAGAGGUCGGUGUCCUCUUGGGAGAAGGCAUCCAGCUAGUAUGCAAUGCCACUGGAGUGCCAAUGCCUGUUGUACAAUGGCUUAAAGAUGGAAAAACAGUUGCCAGUGACAACUUAGAAAGAAUAAGAGUAGCUCCAGAUGGCAGCACAUUAAACAUCUUCAGAGCUCUCACUUCUGAUACAGGAAAAUACACUUGUGUGGCGACUAAUCCUGCAGGAGAAGAGGACCAGAUUUUCAACUUGAGUGUAUAUGUUCCUCCAACAAUAACCAACAAUAAAAGUGAACCAGAGGACCUUGCUGCCCUUUUGGAAUCCUCCAUAAAUAUUGGAUGUGCUGCUACUGGAAUGCCCUCUCCACAGAUAAACUGGCUGAAGAAUGGCCUUCCUCUGUCUGUCUCCUCACGGAUCAGGUUACUGUCAGCUGGGCAAAUUCUCAGGCUUGUCCGAGUGCAAAUAUCUGAUGCUGGUGUGUACACUUGUGUAGCAUCUAGCAGAGCUGGAGUGGACAACAAGCAUUAUAACCUUCAAAUUUUUGUACCACCAAGCCUGGAUAAUGCAAGAGGAACAGAGGAAGUGACUGUAGCAAAAGGCAGUUCAGCUUCACUGAAGUGUUUUACUGAUGGCGCUCCUCCCCCUGCUAUGUCUUGGUUUAAAAAUGGACAUCCGUUAAGCCUUGGAGCUCACCAGAAUUUAAAUAACCAAGGAAUGGUUCUUCAUUUUGUAGAAGCAGAGAUUGGUGACGUAGGCAAAUACACUUGUGUAGCAGCCAAUAAAGCAGGAGAUGUCAGCAAGCACUUUUCCCUAAAAGUGUUGGAACCACCUCAAAUCAAUGGUUCAGGUCAACCAGAAGAGCUCUCUGUGAUUGUCAACAACCCCCUUGAACUUCUUUGCAUCUCUACUGGCAUUCCAAUCCCCAAAAUCUCAUGGAUGAAGGAUGGGCGCCCACUUCUGCAGAAUGACAAUAUUCAUGUCAUAAGAGAAGGGCUUCGAAUAACCAGUGCUCAGGUCAAGGAUGCAGGAAGAUACACAUGUUUGGCAUUUAGCCCGGCAGGGGAUGAUGAUAAGGAAUAUUUAGUAAGAGUGCAUGUUCCUCCUAAUAUUGCUGGUACCAGUGGUGUGCAGGACCUCACUGUGUUGCAGAACAGACAGAUUAUACUGGAAUGCAAGUCAGAUGCUGUACCACCUCCAAUAAUCUCAUGGCUUAAAAAUGGAGAACUUUUAGAGGGAACUCCUCGAAUUCGAAUCCUAUCCAAUGGGCGAUACAUGCAAAUCAAUAAUGCUGACCUCGGUGAUACAGCAAACUAUACAUGUGUGGCAAGUAAUAUUGCAGGAAAAAUGACCAGGGAGUUCAUGCUGGCAGUACAUGUGGCUCCAACAAUUCGAAGUAGCCCUCAGACUACUGUUGUCCAUUUAAACUCGUCAGUUGUUCUGGAGUGUACUGCAGAAGGAGUACCAACCCCCAGAAUUGCAUGGAGGAAAGAUGGGAAUGUUUUUAAUGGAAACAAUACAAGAUAUUCCAUAUUAGAGGAUGGAUCUCUACAAAUCCACUCAGCACAUGUUACUGACACAGGAAGAUACUUGUGUAUGGCAACUAAUGCAGCUGGCACCGAGCGCAAACAAAUUGAUCUGCAAGUCCUGGUUCCUCCAACUAUUGCUUCUGGACAUACUAAUAUUACAGUUACCGUAAACGUGCAGACCACUUUGCCUUGUGAAGCCACUGGAAUUCCCAGGCCAGCAGUUAGCUGGAAAAAGAAUGGGCAUCUGCUUAGUCUUGACCAGAAUCAGAAUACUUACAGACUUCUGUCUUCAGGUUCCUUAGUAAUCAUUUCUCCCACUGUGGAUGACACUGCUGUCUAUGAGUGCUCUGUGUCAAAUGAUGCAGGAGAAGAUCAAAGAGCAGUUGAGCUCACUGUUCAAGUACCCCCAUCUAUAGCAGAUGAAGCCACAGAUCUCUUGGUAACAAAGCUAUCUCCAGUAGUAAUUUCCUGCACUGCCUCAGGAGUUCCUGUUCCUUCAGUUCAUUGGACUAAAAAUGGCGUGAAGUUGCUUCCCAGAGGAGAUGGCUACAGAAUUCUCCCUUCAGGUGCUGUUGAAAUUCCUGCUGUUCAGUUAGCACAUGCAGGUCAGUACACCUGUGUGGCCCGGAAUGCGGCUGGCUCUGCUCAUAGGCACACCACUCUUCACGUUCAGGAACGACCCGUUAUCCAAAUUCAGCCAGGGAUGCUGGAUGUCAUUGUGAACAAUUCCAUUCUGUUACCAUGUGAAGCAGUGGGAACACCUCGACCCAUAAUAACAUGGCAAAAGGAGGGUAUCAAUAUAAUGACAACAGGAAACAGUUAUAUGGCUCUUCCCAAUGGCAGCUUAUGGAUUACAGAAUCAACUGUUGAAGAUGCUGGCACUUAUACAUGUGUUGCUCAAAAUCUAGCCGGCACUGCUCUGGGGAAAAUCAAACUGAAAGUUCAAGUCCCUCCUGUCAUCAAGUCCCACCUGAAGGAGUAUGUUGUUCCUGUGGAUCAAUCUGUCACUCUACAGUGCGAAGCCGAAGGCAACCCUGGGCCAGAGAUCAGUUGGCAUAAAGAUGGACAGCAAGUAGCAGAAUCUAUGAGAAGAAGAAUCCUUAGCACUGGGGCGCUGCAGAUUGUGUUUGUGCAGCCUGGUGACACGGGCCAUUACACAUGCAUAGCUGCAAAUGUGGCAGGGUCCAGCAGUUCCAGCAUGGAACUUGUUGUGCAGACUCCACCCAAGAUUCACAAUACGGAGGCACAUUACACGGUCACAGAGGAUUCCCGUGCUGUUCUGGCCUGCAUGGCAGAUGGAAUUCCAACACCAAUAAUAAACUGGAAGAAGGACAAUACACUGUUAACAGAGACAGUGGGAAAAUACAAGACUGUGCCAGGUGGAGACCUCAUUUUGGACAAUGUUGUUCCUGAAGAUUCGGGCACUUACACCUGUACUGCUAUGAAUGCUGCUGGAGAAGACACACAUGCUGUCACCCUGGUUGUUCACGUACUCCCAGCUUUUACUGAACUGCCUGGAGAUGUAACUUUGACUAAAGGAGAACAACUUAGAUUAGCUUGCAGAGCAUCUGGGAUACCUGUGCCUAAAAUAACUUGGACUUUUAAUAAUAACGUCAUUCCAGCACAGCAUGAUGAUGUGAGUGGACACAGUGAACUUGUUAUUGAAAGAGUAUCUAAAGAUGACUCUGGUACCUAUGCAUGCACAGCAGAAAAUGCAGUUGGCUCCAUCAGAGCUAUUGGUUUUGUGUAUGUCAAAGAGCCUCCGGUCUUCAGAGGGAAUUACCAUCCUAGCCGAAUUGAGCCCUUGGGUGGUAAUGCUAUGCUGAACUGUGAAGUCAGAGGGGAUCCACCUCCAACCAUCCAGUGGAGCAAAGAAGGAGUGGGCGUUCAGACUAGCAAGAGGAUCCAGCAGCUUAACAAUGGUUCUCUCGCUAUCUAUGGCACUGUAAAUGAAGAUGCUGGUGACUACAAAUGUGUGGCAACCAAUGAUGCUGGUGUGGUGGAACGCAGUCUAACACUCACCCUUCAGAGUCCUCCAGUCAUCACCAUUGAGCCUGCAGGGACCACUGUUGAAGCUGGUGCUACAGUAAUGCUGAACUGCCAGGCCAGUGGAGAACCCCCUCCAGCCAUUAGAUGGUCCCGCCAAGGUCAUCCAUUUGUGAGCGAUGACAGGAUGACUGUUUUGUCUAAUGGCUCACUGCAUAUCAUUGCAGCACAGAAGGAAGAUACAUCUGAAUAUGAGUGUGUAGCGAGAAAUCAAAUGGGAUCUGUGCUUGUUAGAGUUCCACUGACUGUCCAGGUGCGUGGUGGAUUUUCGGAUUGGCUUGAAUGGCAACCUUGCAGCGUAACAUGUGGUCAGGGUGUUCAGAAGCGCGCUCGUUGGUGCAACAACCCCCUUCCAGCAAAUGGUGGGAGGCCAUGUGAGGGGCCUGACACAGAUGUGCGCAGCUGCCACAACAAGCCAUGUCCAGUUGAUGGUGAGUGGAGCUCCUGGCUUCCAUGGGGCCCAUGCAGCGAGAGCUGUGGGAAAGGCACCCAGACGCGGCUGCGGCUCUGCAGCAGCCCCUCUCCCUCACAUGGCGGGUCCCACUGCCGCGGGCCUGAUGUGCAGAGGCAGGUCUGCAGCAAGAGGCGCUGCCCAGUGGACGGGAAGUGGGCCCCAUGGGGCAGCUGGAGCGCCUGCACUGUGUCCUGUGGGGGAGGCAGCAGUCAGAGGACACGCCAAUGCUCAGACCCAGCCCCACAGUUUGGAGGUCACAGAUGUGAAGGAAACAACAUACAAGUUGAUUUUUGCAACAGCGAUCCUUGUCCCAUUCAUGGCAGCUGGGGCCCUUGGGGCAGCUGGGGAACGUGCAGUCGUUCAUGCAAUGGUGGGCAGGUGAGGCGGUACCGGGGCUGUGACAGCCCUCGCCCCAGCAGCGGCGGCAGGGCCUGUGCAGGGGCUGACAUGCAGAUCCAGAGGUGUGGCACUGGCCUGUGCCCUGUGAAUGGAAACUGGGGGCCAUGGCAGACAUGGAGCCAGUGCUCUGCUUCUUGUGGCGGAGGAGAGCAGACUCGAACACGCCUGUGCAGCAAUCCUGCCCCGCUAUAUAAUGGUCAUCCUUGUCCUGGAGACUCUUCCCAAAUAUCCAGGUGUAAUAGUCAAGCAUGUCCUGGUGGGCCUUCACGUGCCCUAGGCAGCAUCAUUGGAAACAUCAACGAUAUUGAGUUUGGAAUUGCUUCCCUGAAUGCCACAGUAACAGACAGCCCAAACUCUGAAUCUAGAGUAAUACAUGCAAAGAUUACAAGCAUCCCUCGGAGCCUUGGUCCAGCGCUGAGAAAGCUUGUUUCUAUUCUGAGCCCAGUCUAUUGGACAACUGCAAAAGAAGUUGGAGAAGCAAUGAAUGGGUUUACGCUCACUGACGCGAUCUUCAAGAGAGAAACCCAAGUGGAAUUUGCAACUGGAGAGGUUCUGCGAAUGACUCACAUUGCCCGGGGGUUGGAUUCUGAUGGAGCCUUACUGCUGGAUGUUGUUGUGAAUGGCCAUGUUCUUCAGCUGCAGCCACUAGCUAAUGUUAACAUGAAGGAUUACACAGAAGACUACAUUCAGACCGGCCCCGGGCAGCUGUAUGCCUAUUCCACUCGCCUCUUUGCUGUGGAUGGAGUUAGUGUUCCCUACAUGUGGAACCACACUAUUACCUAUGAUCACACUAAAGGAAAAAUGCCUUUUUUGGUGGAAACACUCCAUGCUUCCUCUAUCACAACAGAGUACAACCCCCUGGAAGAAACUUUGGCUUUUAAAAUCCACGCUUCCAUUUCAAAAGGAGAUCAUAACAACCAGUGUCCUGCUGGGUUUGAGUUGAACUCAUCUGGGCCUUACUGUACAGAUGAAGAUGAAUGUGCUGUGCGAAAUCCCUGUUCCCACACCUGCCACAAUGCUGUAGGAACCUACCACUGCUCCUGUCCAAAGGGCCUCACCAUUGCUGCAGAUGGCAGAAUGUGCCAGGAUGUUGAUGAGUGUGUGCUGGGCAGGCACGCCUGCCACACCGACCAGGAUUGCGAGAACAGCGCCGGCUCAUACCACUGCGUGCUGCGCUGCAGGACUGGCUUCCGUAGGGCAGUGGAUGGGCUCAGCUGCCAGGAUAUUAACGAGUGUCAAGAGUCCAAUUCCUGUCAUCAGCAUUGCAUCAAUACCGUAGGAAGUUUCCACUGUGGUUGCGAUCCAGGAUACCAGCUAAAGGGCAGAAAAUGCAUAGAUGUAAAUGAAUGCAGGCAGAAUGUAUGCAGGCCUGAUCAGCUUUGCAAAAACACCCGUGGUGGCUAUAAGUGCAUUGAGCUGUGUCCAAAUGGAAUGACCAAAGCAGAAAAUGGAACUUGUAUUGACAUCAAUGAGUGCCAUGACAGAACCCAUCAAUGUCACUACAACCAGAUCUGUGAGAACAUGCAAGGGAGUUACCGCUGUGUGUGUCCAAGAGGGUAUCGGUCACAAGGACUUGGAAGGCCUUGUGUGGAGUUGCAUGUUCCUGCUUUGGUUUUGAGGAUUUACUGCUCAGACAUUAAUGAAUGUGAACAAGUGCCUAAGCCCUGUGCAUUUCAGUGCACCAACACCCCUGGCAGCUUCAAGUGUAUCUGUCCACCUGGACAACAUUUAUUAGGUGAUGGGAAAUCUUGUGCUGGAUUGGAGAGAUUGCUACAUUCCGGUGCCUAUUACAAUAUCUAUAACUAUGCUCAAUUCUCCCCUAUAAGAGACAACUAUCAACCUCAACGGUCUUACAGGCACUCCUCAAACCUGUACAGCUCCUUCUCAGAGUAUAGGAACAGCAGAAUACCUGUCUCCAGAACUAAAAGGAGCAUUAGAGAAACUUGUCCUGAAGGCUAUGAGGCAAGAAAUGACAGAUGUGUAGACAUUGAUGAAUGUGAAGCCAGAGAUACAUGCCAGCACGAGUGCAGGAACACCCUGGGAAGUUACCAGUGUGCUUGUCCCUCUGGUUAUCAUCUUAUGCCCAACGGCAAAACCUGCCAAGACAUUGAUGAGUGCCUCAAGCAGGACACUGGCUGUGGAGCAAGCCAGAUGUGCUUCAACAUGAGAGGGAGCUACCAAUGCAUAGAGACAUCUUGCCCACCAAACUAUCAGCGGGAGCCUCAUUCUGGGUUCUGUCUCAAAAACUGCCCGGCCAAUGAUUUGGAGUGUGCCCUGAGUACCUAUGCCUUGGAAUACAAAUUUGUCUCCCUCCCCUUUGGCAUAGCUGCUGGUCAGGACUUAAUCCGGCUGGUUGCCUAUACGCAAGAUCAGGUUAUGCAUCCAAGGACAACUUUCUUAAUGGCAGACGAGGAGCCAACAGUCCCAUUUGCCCUGCGAGAUGAGAACUUGAAAGGAGUUGUGUUCACCACCAGACCGCUGCAAGAGCCGAAGACUUACCACAUGAGAGUCAGAGCCUUGUCUUACAGUGUUGAUGGAAAUAUUGAGUAUCAGACAACUUUCAUUGUUUAUAUAGCAGUGUCAGCCUAUCCUUAUUAAACACACAAGCUACUUGAGAGUAAUCACAGUAUUUUAACCACAUUCAUACAUGCUGAUGGGUAUUACCACUUCAGACGAAUCCUACUGUCUGCCUACAGUUGUGAGCCAUGUAACUUGAAAAUGGUGCUAUGCUCUUUUCUUCUUCCUUCCACGAGACUACUCAUACAGUCCCAUUAUUCCAAUUCUAGAGGAGAAUCCAUGGCUUUAAGGAUCUGCUACUACUCCCUGUAUUUAUUACACCAGAGCAGUCAUUUUUCACAGCAGAAAAAAGCAGUAAAGUAUGAGCUGAUUAAAGUGUAGUCAAAAGCAGUAAGCAAGGAGCAGCCUCAGUUAAAACUAAGUGAAGAAAUGCUAACUAGAAGAAAUACUAGUUUCAAGUGGUCUGCAUAUCUUAAAAGUUGCUAAAUGUGUUACAGUUUUAGAUGUAUUAGAUUUUUUUGUAUUAAAUACCUGAUAGAAUUAGGGCUGUACAUAUACUAUGACUAUGUCACAUGCUCAGAAAAACCCAAAUACCACUAUAAUGGUGCCGGUGCUGAAGUUUGAAGUUUAUUACUGAAGUUUCUUUUCAGCUAAAGAAUCUGCCAUAGAAUUUGGAACUGGUGCAUUUGUUCUCUGUGCAAUUUUACGGGUGUCAGUGUAGUUAGGAAGAAAAAACAAACAACAUGGCUUCUUCUAUUUUAUAAGCAGGUAUUUUGUAACUUUUUUUUUUUAACUGACAUUCUGGUAUAGCCAUUUAUUUAGCUCAAAACCAUGUCCAUUUCAGUACUCCCAAAUCAGUUAAAAUAUUUGGGAUUUUUUUUUUUGCAAAGUUUUCUUCCAAAAGACAUAGUGUGUUUGCUUCAAUAGUGUCAGUACACUGUACGCAAGUAAUUUUGCCAAGAUGUAUUCUAUUUUUAUGUAAGUGUAUAUAUGUUUUUUCUAUGUUUAUUUUCUAUGAUGUAUCUGAAGAGUGUUUUACAGUUAAGUUUUCAUAAAAAGUACAUUGCCAGUACAUUGGAAAUAAUCAAAAUAAAGGUUUCCAUUGCCUUUGA